GUGAAGUAAGGGUGUGUUGUCUGUUUGGUGAAGAAUGAAGUCGUUUGUGGUGUUUGCCGCGGCCAUAUUGGCCACCGUUUCCGCUGCUCCGUAUCAGCUGAUCCUGCUGGAUGAGGCGGAUCUUCCGAUUGCCCCAAUCCGUGUGGUCCGCUCGGCUUCGGACGGUGGACUGAGCGGCAGUGCGGCCAACGCCGGUGCUCAGUCGUUCAACACGGGUGGCUUCGGAGGGUUCCCUGGAGGGUUCGGAGGGCUUUCCGGUUCGGCAGCUAACGCGGGUGCCCAGUCCUUCACCAUGGGAGGUGGCGGCGGACAUGGAGGAUUCCCCGGAUUCGGUGGACUGUCAGGGUCGGCGGCCAAUGCCGGUAGCCAAUCGUUCACGCAGGGUGGCGGACAUGGAGGAUUCGGAGGUCUUUCCGGAUCGGCUGCCAACGCUGGUACCCAAUCGUUCACGCAGGGCGGUGGCCACGGUGGAUUCGGUGGAUCGGCUGCCAACGCCGGUGCCCAAUCCUUCACAAUGGGCGGUGGCGGUGGACACGGUGGAUUCCCGGGCCUCGGUUUCUCGGGCUCUGCUGCUAAUGCUGCCUCGCAAACCUUCACCCAAGGUGGCGGCCACGGAGGAUUCGGUGGACUAUCUGGAUCGGCGGCUAACGCUGGCGCUCAAUCGAUCGUAGCUCACUAA
Molecule: messenger RNA, 679 nt
Organism: Anopheles moucheti
Lineage: Eukaryota; Metazoa; Arthropoda; Insecta; Diptera; Culicidae
Product: PE-PGRS family protein PE_PGRS47-like
Exons: 2
Coding region: 35-679 (214 amino acids)
Source: RefSeq, a predicted model, not a curated record